AUGGUUACGGCCUUGGCUGUACUCAGCUUGACAUACGCGAAAAAUUCGACGACGAAAACAAAGCCGAAGCGACAACUCGAGAAUAUACGAACGCCGCAGAACCUGCAGUACUCCCUGGUGUUGCCCCAUUCGAGGGUCGCACAUUUCCGCUCCACGUCAGGCAACCGGAGAAUUUCGAAUGUGCCCCGCGGGAAACUUCCGCCGUACGCGGUGCAGAUGGAGCCGGUCGUUCAAUACUCUCAAAAGGAUCCUCUGUACGACCCGUACCUCGAUAAUCUAGAUGAUGCCGUCGUGAACAAGAACGAAAUUCACGCCCAACCGAAAAUCCUAAACAUUCACGAUCAGUCUUCUGAAGGAUCAUUUGGACCGCCCUAUGGAUCUUUGCCCACUGCCCCCCUGUAUGGUUACGAGCAACAGCCUCAUUAUAUCGACGCCCCCGAACCUAUUAUUGAAAUUAUUAUCAAGGAGUCCAACGAAUCCCUGCCAGCACCUCCCCCUCAGCCGAUACAGAAAAAGAAGAAAGGAGCCAGUUCAAGUAUUUUACGUAAAUCCACGUCUAGAACCGUUGAAAUAAAGCCAACUACACAAAAGUAUUACUCUUCAACUAUAAACACUUUACCUUCAACUCCGGAACCAAAAAAAGAAGAGAAAAAGAAGAAACCAGCAAUUGAACUACCGGAUGAAGUACCGGACGAUCUGCGCCAGCAACUGCUUUCCUCUGGUAUUUUAGAUAACGCUGACAUUAGUGUUUUAGAUUAUGAUAAAGUUGGAGAAACUCCUUUGGAGUCUUUGCCCCCGGAUCAAUUAGCAAACUUUUUCAGCGCAGGGGGUGGUCAACAAUUAGCGUCAAGUGAACACAAACCAAUCGUAGUUAAACCCAAUGGUGAUCAGAUCGAAUCCAGAAUUGAUGACGGCAUUGAUGAAGAUGAUCAAGACAUUGCUGCAUCAGAAAAUGUGGCAACUUAUGUAACACCCCCGCCGGCUUCAUCUGAAGGGGUAGAGAUGAAAGUUGUCCAUUUCGACCCCAAGACCCCCGAAGGUCAGAACAUAGCGAAGGAUUAUGUUAAAGAAGAUGCAACUCAGGUUGAUCCCGUCGCUUUAAAUGAUAAAAAAUACAAUAGAUAUUUACCUUUAAAAGUGAGCGGUAAUCAAUUUCCUCUACCGGAUAUUCUCAAAGGCAGAAAAGUAGCAUCGGUUGUUGUCUUAGCGCCUGUGGAGACGGAAGAAUUAAGCAGUGAGCACACUAGAACUGAACGAGCUACCAGUAACGGCUUAAAAGGAAUAAAAUUCGUCGCUGGGGACAGUUUGCAUGAUUUACUUAAGAAGCCGACAACGGAUAAUUUCAAGAAGUGGCUGGAAAUUGAGAAAAAGACCUCUACAGAUCAGCAAUCUGUCAUUCUACUUGUGACAGAAAACGAUGAACCGGCGGAGGAUCGUGAAAUAUUUAUGUAUGACAUAUCAUCGGGUAACGUGAACAAACUCAGUGGCGAAUUAUCCAACGCAUUUGUCGAGGCUGCCGAGAACAAUUCAUUAAGCAAAGACAUCGAAAAGCUAGCCAUUGAAGGGGAAGGAACUCCAGAGAGCUUCGACAAAGACGAACAGGAUCCUGUAGGGGAGGGUUCAGAGAAUGUGCCAUUAUUUGUAGAUUUAUCAGGUAUAAGUUUAGAUCAAGAAGACAGCAAAGUAUCAAUUUCCUCCGGAUACAGUAAAACAAAACUCGGCAGAUCACUAAGAAGACAA
Molecule: messenger RNA, 1740 nt
Organism: Iphiclides podalirius (scarce swallowtail)
Lineage: Eukaryota; Metazoa; Arthropoda; Insecta; Lepidoptera; Papilionidae
Source: the annotation of a GenBank genome assembly